This is a messenger RNA of Erpetoichthys calabaricus (reedfish), 12524 nucleotides long. It is a transcript of the gene kmt2a, whose product is annotated as lysine (K)-specific methyltransferase 2A. Gene Ontology annotation, biological process: positive regulation of DNA-templated transcription. The record is from RefSeq and is a predicted model, not a curated record. Gene Ontology annotation, cellular component: histone methyltransferase complex; nucleus. NCBI's taxonomy places the organism in Eukaryota, Metazoa, Chordata, Cladistia, Polypteriformes, Polypteridae. Gene Ontology annotation, molecular function: histone H3K4 methyltransferase activity; DNA binding; protein binding. The transcript has 36 exons. The coding region runs from base 119 to 11332 and encodes 3737 amino acids.
GACUCUGUAUUUCGCACACUCAUCCUUCCUGUGUCGCUGACCGUGAGUUUGAGUAUUCAGGUUUGGGGCCGCGCCCCCUCAGCGCCCCGAGCUGCGGGCAGAGCAGGCAGAGUAUAAAAUGGCGCACAGCUGUCGGUGGCGCUUCCCGGCCCGACCCGGCGGGAGCAAUGGAGUAGGGGCUAGUGGCGCUGCGGGCAGUAGCCGAAGGGCGGCCCGAGUUCGGAUCUCCGCUAGUCCGCUUAGGCUUGAGCCCGGAUUCGACGCGGCGCUGCAGGUCUCGGCCGCAAUCAGCAACAACCUGCGCAGAUUUUGGGAAGCUUUUGGAGAUAGCAGCGGCUCGAGCAGCGGAGAGGAAGACUUAUUUGUAGGAUUCAGCUCGCACUCCGAAAAGAGAAGAUUACACAACUCCACGCGCCCCAAUGCAGUUUCAGGUAGAGUACGGCAAGUGCGGAAACCCAGAGGACGGCCACCAAGGGUCAUUAAAGUUGCAAGGAAUUCUGCUCUGCUGGACUCUCCUUCCAGUAAAGUGGAUGUUGCUGCUGUCAGACAUCCUCAGAGAAAGAAAGCACCUGGCCGCCCUCCUGCUUUAGGAGAGAAGAGAAGAGGAAGACCCCCUACCUCAGGUGCUUCAAAAGAUGUCCAGCAUCUUCACAGCCCUUCAGGGUCACAGGAAAAGCGGGAAACGGCUCUGCAGAGUGUUGGUGGAUCGCCCAGGAAGGAAGUACAGGAAGAUGUUAAGGAAAGAAAGCUGGCCAAGCGGGCGCUACACUGGACAGUCCAUCAGCAUGAAACUUCCAGACUUGGCCGCAUCCCCAAAAUCAAGCGGCUCCGUGCUGUCAAACUCGCGGCGCUCAAACCUCGCCUCAAAGCCAUGGGCCGAAAGGGAGUGUCCAUGCCUGCCACCCAAAAAAGACGUGGCCGCCCUCCCUCUAGUGAGCGUCUCAAAGCUGUGGUAACCGCAGCAACGUUUGGCACAGAGCAGAAGAUUUCAAGGGUCCGCCGUGAGCGUGACCAGCAUUCCAAACUGCGAUCCUCCCCUUCUCCUGCCAGCACUGGGCCAUGCUUAGUGCCUGCCUCCCCCACCAGGACUGGACGGGGCUGCUCUGUGGGUGUGCGGCAGAGCCCACGGCGUGUAAAGCCUGUCCGCAUCGUCCCGCCUACCAAAAGAACUGAUGCCACCAUCGCCAAGCAACUGCUGCAGCGCGCCAAAAAAGGAGCGCAGAAGAAAAUGAUGGAAAAGGAAGCAGCCACUGGGGUGGCAGUUGGUGUGGAGCCGGGAGCGAGGAGGAGGAGGACACAACUGAAAAGCAUCCGUCAGUUCAUUAUGCCCGUGGUCAGCACUGUGUCCUCACGCAUCAUUAAGACUCCAAAGCGCUUCAUUGAGGAUGAGGCAAGCUUUGUGUCGCCACCUCCACACGUCAAAGUGGCUCGAUUAGAGACCGUGGCAACAUCAGGUGUUCCUCCCUCCUCUUCUUCCUCCUCUUCUUCAUCUUCUGCGGCUGCAGCAAGCUCUCCUCCUGCUUCAUUGCCUCUCCCUCCCCCGCCUCCACCCACCAGUGGAGUCUUAGCUAGCAGCUGCGCCAGCAAUGGACGCUUCAGCAGCAGUGCAGCCUCCUGUGGCUCCAGCGAAAAGUCCAGUGCCGUGUCCCAGCAUUCCUCGCAGCUUUCCUCUGGAGAGUCCUCUCGUUCCAGUAGCCCUAGCCUUGACACUUCUACAGACUCCCAAGCCUCAGAGGGCACUCAGGGCUCACCUUCUUCACCAGGAGAGCGUGAUGUUGUCUCCAGACCCCUCUCUCCACCUCCUGGACUUGAGGAACGGGUUGUGCGGAGCCGUCGCUUCCAGAGUGCAAAGAAAACUGCUGCAUCUCCACCUCAGGCAGGCUCCCAACAGGCCUCUUCAACAGCCUCCUCCUCCUCUUCCCCACCACACCCGCCUUUGCUUGCCCCUUCCUUGCCUACGCAGCCUGCCACGUCUGCCUCAUCUGCGGCCACUGGCAUAGUGGAGCAUCACUCCCACCACCCUCAUUGGAUCCUUCCACAUGCUAUUUCUCCAUUUUUGCCCACAUCAGCGGUGGUCUCCCCACUUCAAGAAAAGCGCAAGUCAAUUCUUCGAGAACCCACAUUCCGUUGGAUCUCAUCAAAGCACUCCCGUUCUGAGACUCCAUACUUCUCCACCGCCAAAUAUGCCAAGGAAGGCCUUAUACGCAAGCCCAUCUUUGACAAUAUACGCCCUCCUCCUUUGACACCUGAGGAUGUCGGCCUGCUGCCUCCUCCUUCAGGCGGUGCAGCAGGUUUUGCUGCCCCUGGCGGUGCGGCAGCAGCAUCUGGCCGCCUCUUCUCUCCCCUCCACCAUCACCAUCAUCACCAUCACCAUCAUCACCACCUGCGCUUUGAGAGCCAGCAUCAUAAGCGUAGCCCUCUGCUUCGUGCACCUCGUUUCACUCCCAGUGAGGCCCACUCACGUAUCUUUGAGUCUCUCACCCUUCCCUCUCCACAGUCCUCUGCCAAAGGCAGUCCAAUAGCUUCAUCUUCCCCACUGCAGUCCUCCUCUUCUUCCUCUUCUGCCAGCAGGUCACGACGGCAAAGACGUGUUUUCAGUCCCUUGCCAGCUCAGCCCCGCUCACCCUCUCACUCCAUGCGGACACGAAGCAGCCGAUCAGGAAAUCAGAACAGCACCAAUGCCAGGGAGCUCUCGCCACUGGCUCAGCACUCCAGUUCCCUGCCCGAGGCCCCUCUUGGCUCUCUGGUCUCUAGUGCCUUAACCUCGCCUGCCUUCAGCAGCUUCUCUCCAGCUGAUGGAGUGGCAGAGCCUGGCGGCAGCCGGAAACAUGGAUCAGGAGUCAGCACCUCAUCCUCUCCUCUGUACCCAUUGUUUCCUGUGAGCAAGCGUGGCAAAGAGAGGGUGUGCAGCAAGGAGGCAGAGAGAGAAGCCCUGACCGAAGGGGACCGUGAGAGAGAGAAAGAGAACAAGCGUGAUUCUGGCAGUAGGAAAGAGCGUGAGAAAAAAGGCAGAAGUGCAGUCCUUGAUGUCCAGGGUGCUGUGGAAGGCAAAGAAAGCGAAGAAAUCACAGCUGCAGUGUCACCUACGCAGAAGAAGCUGGGCCGUAAAAAGUCUCUGUCCACAGACCCUGAAGGGAAUCUUGCAUCUGAGCCGGCAGAAGCUGCUGCUGCCAAAAGUCGACUUUCCAGAAAGAGUAGAGGGGGUCCCCUCGAAUUGGACGGUGGGAGCAAAGAGGAAAGAGGCCUCCAGCCUGUAGUUUCUGCCAGUCAGUCAAGCCCCCAGCCAGCAGCUCCAGCUGCCAAACAACCCACCGCUGCCUCCCUUGGCUCAAUGCUGGCCCAAGCAGAGAAGCAGCAAGUGGCUGACAGAAGAGUGGCAAGUUUGCUGAAGAGGGCCAAGGCACAGCUGUAUAAGAUCGAAAAGAGCAAAUCGAUGAAGUUGAAUGAGCAGCCAAAAGCACAGGGACAAGAAAGUGAUUCCUCUGAGACGUCCGUACAAGGUCCUCGUAUAAAACACGUGUGUCGUCGUGCUGCAGUGGCUCUGGGUCGCAACAGAGCUGUGUUUCCAGAUGACAUGCCCACCCUUAGUGCCUUGCCUUGGGAGGAGAGGGAGAAAAUCCUGUCUUCCAUGGGAAAUGAUGAUAAAUCUUCAGUUGCAGGAUCAGAAGAGGCAGAACCCAGCGCGCCUCCAAAUAAGCCUUUGAAACCAAUUACCCGCCACAAGACCCCUCAGGAACCCCUGGUUAAAAAAGGCCGUCGGUCCCGUCGCUGUGGGCAAUGUCCCGGCUGCCAAGUUCCCGAGGAUUGUGGGGUCUGCACCAACUGCUUGGACAAGCCAAAGUUUGGGGGGCGGAAUAUAAAGAAGCAGUGCUGCAAGAUGAGGAAGUGUCAGAACCUACAGUGGAUGCCUUCAAAAGCAUUCCUACAGAAGGAGGCCAAAGCAUCUAAGAAGGAAAAAAAGAAGUACCGGGUCCAGGAAAAAGACUCUCAACAUGUCUCAAAGAGCCAGUCCAGUGAAGCCAACCAAAAAACUGUUGUGACACCAUUGGCCACCAUUUCCAGAGAGGAGUCAACUCUUCGAAAGAUUGAAUCUCUCCCCUUAGAAGAAAUGCCCCCCCAGCAAGAGUGUUCAGGGACACCUCAAGACACAGCUCUUCCAGCUGCCACGUUUCGAAAAGAACGCAAGCAGCAGCAAACUUCAGCUCCGGCUGAAGUGUCCAUUGCUGCCCCCGAACAGCCCUCAGAAUCAUUAGAUGAGGAUGUGGAAAACUGCACAGCAAACAACAGUGAAGUGAAGAAGGUCUUGCCUAUGGCAGAAACUGGCUCUGAGGCUAAACAGCUAAAGAAACAAAUCCUUCGGUAUAACCUGCCCUCUAAGCAAAAGCUCAAGGAAAAGGAAAAGCUGCUGUCCUCAAAAGCCGAGAACAGUACUUUAAAUGUGUUGGGCCCUUCCUCGAAUGAAAACAACACCAAACACAAGGUGCCUUCAGAUGGAGUGCAUCGCAUCAGAGUGGAUUUUAAGGAAGACUACAGCUUAGAAAACAUCUGGGAUUUGGGAGGGUUGAGCAUUCUGACAUCUGUGCCAAUCAUGCCAAGAGUGGUGUGUUUCCUGUGUGCCAGCAGUGGGCAUGUAGAGUUUGUCUACUGUCAGGUUUGCUGUGAACCCUUUCACACGUUUUGUUUGGAGGAGAAUGAGCGCCCACUGGAGGAGCAAAGAGAGAACUGGUGCUGCCGGCGUUGCAAAUUCUGCUAUGUUUGUGCACGCCAGCAGCAGGCGGCAAAGCAACUCCUGGAGUGCACAAAGUGCCGGAACAGUUACCAUCCUGAAUGUCUAGGUCCCAACUACCCAACACGCCCAUCAAAGAAGAAGAAAGUUUGGAUGUGUAUGAAAUGUGUUCGGUGCAAGAGCUGUGGUGCCACAACCCCAGGCAAAGGCUGGGAUGCACAGUGGUCUCAUGAUUUUUCUCUAUGCCACGAGUGUGCCAAACUCUUUGCUAAAGGAAACUUUUGUCCUCUGUGUGACAAGUGCUAUGAUGAUGAUGACUAUGAAAGCAAAAUGAUGCAGUGUGGCAAAUGUGACCGCUGGGUGCAUGCCAAGUGUGAAAAUCUAACAGAUGAAAUGUAUGAAAUGCUUUCUAAUCUGCCUGAAAGCAUCGCCUACAUGUGCAUCAACUGCACUGACCAGCACCCAGCAGAGUGGAGAACAGCCCUGGAGACAGAGCUACAGGGUUCAGUGCGGCGAGUCCUCACUGCAUUGCUGAAUUCUCGCACCACUACGCACUUGUUGCGCUAUCGACAAUCAGUAAAGCCUCCUGAGCUGAACCCAGAAACAGAGGAGACACUGCCAUCCCGCAGCUCGCCUGAGGGUCCGGAUCCCCCAGUGCUUACUGAGGUUCUCCCGCAGUGCGAGUCUCCCCUUGAUCUGGAGGGUGUCAAGAAGAAGAUGGAUCAGGGCCAGUAUGCUUCAGUGCUGGAGUUCAGUGAUGACAUUGUCAAAAUUAUCCAGACUGCAAUAAACUGUGAUGGAGGGCAACUUGAGAACAAAAAGGCCAACAGCAUGGUGAAAUCCUUCUUCUUACGGCAAAUGGAGAGAGUUUUUCCGUGGUUCAAUGUCAGAGAAUCCAGAUUCUGGGAACCAAACAAAGUUUCUUCAAACAGUUGUCUUCACCCAAAUGCGGUACUGCCCCCCUCACUAGACCAUAACUACGCACAGUUGCAGGAACGUGAAGAAGGCAGCAGGCCUGAACUACUCGCUGUCAUGAAAAAAAUCAUCCCAGCUCCCAAAGCCACCGAGUCUCUGUCUCCUCCUUCAGCGACCCAUUCUCCAGUAGAUGGACAUGGUUCUUAUCGGAGUCGUGAGCAGAGUCCAGAGUUAGCCCCACCACCUGGAGUGGAUGAUGACCGGCAGUGUGUGCUGUGUUUGAAGUAUGGUGAUGACAACAGCAAUGAUGGCGGCCGGCUACUCUAUAUUGGCCAGAAUGAGUGGACGCAUGUCAAUUGUGCCCUAUGGUCAGCAGAGGUUUUUGAAGAUGACGAUGGCUCUUUGAAGAAUGUACACAUGGCAGUGGUGCGGGGAAAGCAACUGCGAUGUGAGCACUGCCAGCGUCCUGGUGCCACAGUUGGCUGUUGCCUAACAUCUUGCACCAGUAAUUACCACUUUAUGUGUGCCCGGUUAAAGAACUGUGUCUUCCUGGAGGACAAAAAGGUCUACUGCCAGCGGCAUCGUGAUUUAGUCAAAGGGGAGGUUCUUUCUGACUCUGGGUUUGAGGUUAGUCGGCGAAUUUUAGUUGACUUUGAAGGCAUCAGUUUGAGGAGGAAAUUUCUCAAUGGCUUGGAGCCAGAGAAUAUACGAAUAAUGAUAGGCUCCAUGAAAAUUGAUUGCCUUGGGAUUCUAACCAGCCUCUCGGACUGUGAGCAGAAGCUUUUCCCUGUUGGCUAUCAGUGCUCACGAGUGUACUGGAGUACACAGGAUGCUCGCAAGCGCUGUGUAUACACAUGCAAGAUUGUAGUUUGCUGCCCUCCAGUGGUGGAACCUGACAUUAACAGCACUGUUCAACAUGAGAACAAUAGGACCAUCCGUCACAGCCCAGCAGCCACAGAUAAUCUGCCAGUUGCCUCUGUGCCAACAGCAGCAAACAAGCCAGCCCAUAAAGUGGCAGGUGGGGCUUACUGGAACAGGAAAACAGGUCACUUGCUUCGCUCUCCAGGCUCUAGGCCACUACCAUCAGCAGGAAGCCCCACGCCAGUGAUGCAUGAGAUUGUGACGGUUGGAGACCCCCUGCUCAACUCAAGUCUGAAGAAAAUUGGUUCUAGACGACAUAGCACAUCCUCUCUUAGUCCUUGCCCUGCUAAGACUCAUGUGACUAUUACACCACAGCAGCUAGUGAGCCCUGUAUCACGACCAGCUACUUCCUCUCCUCCAAAAGAGGAAGGUGCUCCUCAAAGCCCUAUCACAGCCCAAAAGAACCAGUUGCGUCUAGCAGGCCAUUUAGAGGGGACAGACAGGACAAGAACUGUAGAGCAAUCCCCUCCUUCAGUGGCCAAAGUUGUAGGCCCAAGGAAUGAAAAAGGUAGGGUGAUGAUGGCUAGUGAGCCUGUCCAAGCAGCACCUCUAAGAGAUGUCAACUCAGAUGAAGCAGAAGAUGGGGGACAUGUGGGUGCAGCUUUCCUGAAUUCUGGCAAGGAGCUCUCUGCUAAUCGAUCAUCAAAUAUGCCAGUCAAAGGGAGCAGGAAAGCAACUGAGAGCAGGCAGCCUGAUGACUCUCCUCCUGCACCGUGCACUCCAGGUUCCCACAACAGCAAAGACAAGCGCAGCAAAUUGAGGGCAUCCAGAGAGACCUUGAAAGAAAAGGAAAGGCCAGCUCAGGCUGGUGCUGCAUCCUCACCAGAUGUCAAACUCGGCAACUUGGAGGGAUGUGUGCCAGAACCACCAGAGCCCAAUCGGAAGCGCACAGUCAAGGUGACCCUGACACCUUUAAAGAUGGAUUCUGAUAGCAGCAAACCCCUACAGUCCUCCUCUUCACUGCCUUGUGCCCUCCCCUUCUCAUCUGACGAACACCAGGAGAGUCACUAUCAAAAAGAUGACCUCUGUCACAGCAACAAGUGCCAGGAGGAUGAUGGCACUGUAUCUGUGAAACGGCGGUAUCCUCGCCGCAGUGCCCGUGCCAGAUCUAAUAUGUUCUUUGGUCUCACACCCUUCUAUGGUGUCCGCUCCUAUGGGGAGGAGGACAUUCCUUUCUUCAACAGUGGGGACAAAAAGAGGAGCAGUGGAGGGGUGAGCAGGCGCUCGGCAGAGGGUCAGGUAGAUGGGGCAGAUGACAUUAGCACCUCAUCCUCGGAUGGAAGUUGUGAAGAGGAGGACGAAGAGUUGCGGGGUGCUCCUUGCAAAGAUGAAGACUCUUUUUAUUACAGCUUCACUCGCACAGUCAUUAAUCCUAGUGGUGCCCGGUUCUUGGAGGAGGAGCUGCUUGAUGACGGAUGUAGAAGACGAGAGCUGGGGCUGCCACAGAUUGGCCAGCUGGAUGGAGUGGACGAUAGCUCUGAGAGUGAUGCUAGCAUCAGCACCACUGGCACUUCCACCUCUGCAAACAAAGUGCCUCCAACCAGUAGUAAGAGGAAGAGCAAAGAGGCCCGUGUGGAAAAGAUGGACCUGGAAGGGAGUGAGCCCAGGGUUAAGGAACCAACCGGCAGUAGUACCAGCAAGAAGGACUGCUUGCCUCUUGGGGGUGUUGAGGCUCAGCUGUCCCUCAAUGCUGAACUGCUGAAGUCAGACUCUGAUAACACCAACAGCGAUGACUGUGGCAACAUUCUUCCCUCUGACAUCAUGGAAUUUGUACUUAACACCCCAUCCUUGCAGACUCUGGGCCAGAGAGCCGAGUCAUCCUCCUCAGAGCUGCUGUCGUUGGAUGAAGGUUUUGGGCUAGAUGGGAACAGAGGAAAAGACAUGGGGCUCUUUGAGGACUUUCCCCAGCCACUGCCCUCUGCUGAGCCUGGGGAGGGUGGAGUUAGUGCCACCAUAGCAGGGGAGGAGCAGUUUGAGCUUCCUCUGGAACUACCCUCUGACCUGUCUGUUUUGACAACCCGUAGCCCAGCUGUAACCAACCAAAACCAUGGUGGCCUAAUGACGGAUGGCCCUGAGCGACCUAUCCUGGCUUUGGCUACUGACGAUUCCGUAGAUAAGAACUCUGACAAGCAGCCUGUUUCAGCCCCCAGCGAGCUCCAGCAGGGUGGAGAGAGCCAGGCCUCAGAUGGGCAUAUGACCCCAGAACACUUCAUCCAAGGCCAAGGAACAACUGAGCACAUGGGCAGCCCGGCUUGCGGACAAGUGGGAGAACCAGUCACUCAGGAUUUAGCCAGGAGUUCAGGAACCCCUGGGCUGCAGGUCCCUACCUCUCCAACCGUUCAGAAGUACUUGACAUGCCCUACAGAAAAUGUAGGAACAGCCCAGGUAGCUAGCACAGCAGUUCAGACCUCAGCCACACACCUCAAACCUGGCACUGAAAAGUUGAUUGUUGUGAACCAGCAUAUGCAGCCGCUCUACGUCCUACAGACCCUUCCCAACGGUGUCACUCAACAGAUACAGUUGGCACCACCAAUGGAUGCAAUGGCCUUUGCAGCCGGCCUGAGUCCUGGAAUGGCUGCUUCACCACUGUUACCACUUACCCACCACUCUCAACUUCACUCUUUUGCUGGAGGAGCCCAGACCACCUUCCAACCUGGCCUUCCGAGCUCGGCGCCUGGUCUUCUAAUUGGGGAUACAUCUAUUUUGGUGUCUGAUUCCAGUCAGCGCGCAGACCUUGCUGCUAAUACAUCUGCUGUAUUGCCACCUACCACUGGCAGCUCUCCACCAGUAACCAGUGCCAGCCACGGUAAGAAGCGUCCUAUUUCACGACUGCAGCCGCGCAAGGUAAAGAAACCGGCACGCUCUGCAGCCUCGACUGCAGUAACCUCUACAGAAGUUAUGCCAAACAUGACGGUUAUUAAUUUUUCCUCACCAAUGUCUGCCAGUGUGCCCAAUCCAGCUGCAGGCCACCGAACAGUGCCCAACAUUAUCAAACGGCCCAAGUCAGGUCUUAUGUAUUUUGAGUCUGUGUCAUCCCUGGGAGCACCACCUGCUGUCCUUGGCCAGGACUCCUCAUCGCACCUUGUGACGCCUGGCCAGUCAAUGCUUAAUGUGGUUCCUAUGCCUCCUGCUGUGACACAAAAUCCAGGACCCUUGGGCUCCACUGAGCUGAGUAGCUCUAUAGGCAACAUACUCUUAAAAGCUAGCCAGCAGAAUUUGGGAAUUUCCGAACAAGUUGCGCUGCAGCCCAGCACCAGCAACUUCUCCCCUCUUGGCAGCUCAGCAACAGCAGAUAGCGACAGUGGUUGUGUCCUUCCUUCUUCAGCAGAGCAAGAUGGCCAGUACCAACUGCAGUGCCAGCAGUUAAGUCCACUCCUGGAUAGUGUCUGCCCCCUUCUGCCAAGUAGCCUGCCACAGGAGAAUACCCAAACUUGCAUGCAAAUCUCUGCUCCAGCUGCUAGCACCUUGGUUUCUCUAAACCAACCACAGAGCUCUGAAGCUCUAGCCGCUACCAAAGGAAAGCCCAAAUCCAAACGUAUUCAGCCCAUUCCGGAUAAAGGCAGCAGCAAGAAGCUCAAGUCAUGCCACACCAAGGACAGAACUGCCAAAGCAGACCAUGAGAGUGACAUCAAGGCAGGGACCAGCAGCAGCCAACCAGUUCCCAACAUGAAAAAUUCCACAGAGAAGAGUGAUCCUCUGCAAAAGGGCGAGCCAAAAUUAAACACCCAAAAUCUUCUGAAGGAACCUGAGACCACAGAAAAUGCGAAAGGAAAGCAAGGGAAGAUCCAGGAGUUGGGGGCCCGUGCAGAUCAUGAGGCUUCUCCCUCCAAACAGCAGCAUCAUCACAAGGUAAUAAAAGGUCUCAUGUUUGAGAUCUGCAGUGAUGAUGGUGGCUUCAAGGUCUGCUCAGAGAGCAUUGAGGAUGCAUGGAAAUCCCUGACUGACAAGGUCCAAGAAGCAAGAUCCAAUGCCCGCCUUCGGCAGCUCUCCUUUGAUGGUGUCAGUGGCCUCCGCAUGCUGGGUGUUAUCCAUGAUGCCGUCCUCUUUCUGAUUGAGCAGCUGUAUGGCACUAAACACUGUAGGAAAUACAAGUUUCGCUUCCAUAAGCCUCAAGAGUCUGACGAGCCACCCCUAAACCCACAUGGUGCAGCCAGAGCUGAAGUAAACCAGAGGCGAUCCAUGUUUGACAUGUUUAAUUUUCUCACAUCCCGACACCGGCAUCCACCUGAGUACAGUCCAAAUGAUGAAGAGGAAGAGGAAGUACAACUAAAGUCUGCACGGAGAGCCACAAGCUUGGAUUUGCCCAUGCCCAUGCGCUUUAGACACUUGAAGAAAACAUCCAAGGAGGCUGUGGGAGUUUACAGGUCAGCCAUCCAUGGUAGAGGUCUCUUUUGCAAAAGGAACAUCGACGCAGGAGAAAUGGUGAUUGAAUAUUCUGGAAAUGUGAUUCGCUCUUCCUUGACUGACAAGAGGGAGAAGUACUACGACAGCAAGGGGAUUGGCUGCUAUAUGUUCCGCAUUGAUGACUAUGAGGUAGUGGAUGCCACGAUGCAUGGCAAUGCGGCUCGCUUCAUUAACCACUCCUGCGAGCCCAACUGCUAUUCUCGAGUCAUCCACGUGGAUGGGCAGAAGCACAUAGUUAUCUUCGCAAUGCGCAAGAUCUACCAAGGCGAGGAGCUCACCUAUGACUACAAGUUCCCCAUCGAAGAUGCCAGUAACAAGCUGCCCUGCAACUGUGGAGCCAAGAAGUGCCGUCGCUUCCUCAACUGAAGUGUGCUACGCUGGCGCCCAUUUCUCUAUCAUCACUGGUAUUUUUAACUGGUAAUAUUCCAUGAAUUUGUGUGAACUUCUGGUACUGGGACCUGGCUACCAGUGCUAGCCAGACAGCCUGACCUCGCUGUAGAGCACGAGACCUUUUGACUUCUCUGACCCAGGAGGAGAAAGAAACCGUUAGGUAGAUGUGUGGACCCGGCUCUGUUUCGCCCUGCCCCACUUUCUAAGAGGCCGCAGUGGGAAAAGGGUAUCCUGAAGCUCUGCUCCCGCACGUCGCUCCUUCCAUACUAGUUCUGCUUUGCGUUUCAUGCUUGUGUUUUUAAUAGAAGAUGUAAAUAUGUAUAUUUUUGUAUGAGACAGAAAGCACUUAAUUGUGGAAAGCACUUAUGAGAACUUUAUUUUUUUAACAAGUGAGUUGUAUUUAUUUUGAGUAAUUUUUUUAAUUUUAUUUUAUUACCCUUUUUCUUUUAGAGAGAACAUGUUUACGUAGCGGGCAGUUUUAGUCUGACACUUUUUUUGUUUUGUUUUUUUUUUUUUUUCUUUCUCUUGCGUUUGAAUGAACUUUAACCCCGCUUUUUCCCCCAGUUUGAAUUUGUCUCUUAGAAACUUGGCCGCAGAGCAGCCUUGUUUUUGGAGCUUUCUAAGCCUUCCCAGGUGGAUCGUCAACGGGUUAUACGGGGAAGGGGGUGAGUCCACCUGGGCAAGGUCAUCUUUAGGUGAAUGUAUAUUGGACCCUGGCAUCCUAGUAGGGUGCUGGGUACCACUGCCCUCCCAAAUUUGGGCACACUGACUUACAAGGGCUUCUUGUUUGACUUUUCCUGUUUUGUUCACUUUGAAAGCAAUAGCAUGGUAGGUGACUGUGCGAACGGGCUGUGUAAGACCAGAUCUCACUUCACACUCCUUGACAAUGGAGAUGCCGUCUCCGUACAUGCCGUAUGUGCGGCGUUCGAUUCUCCUUGGCCGCCGUAGACUUUGUGUUCCUGCUGCUUCUGCUGCUUUUUCCAGUAUCUCACUUCUUGCGUCUUGUGUGCAGCCAGUUCUAUUGCCGUACCAAUUAGACACCUACAUACACAUGUCCCCCCCCGUGUGUAUACCUGUGCAUACAUAUAUAUAUACAUGUGUCAGUGUAUUUGGGGGUAUUCUGUCUGCCAAAUUUGAUACCUGUAACAAUAAAUGUUUAUUUUCUUUA